Dreissena polymorpha is the source of this 4071-nucleotide messenger RNA. RefSeq lists its product as uncharacterized. Gene Ontology annotation, molecular function: zinc ion binding; ubiquitin-protein transferase activity. The coding region runs from base 219 to 2282 and encodes 687 amino acids. Gene Ontology annotation, cellular component: chromatin; nucleoplasm. The record is from RefSeq and is a predicted model, not a curated record. Lineage: Eukaryota; Metazoa; Mollusca; Bivalvia; Myida; Dreissenidae. The transcript has 2 exons. Gene Ontology annotation, biological process: positive regulation of DNA-templated transcription.
CGCCAAUCCGUUGCUGCAUUCAACUAAACUAGGUGCCGUCGUUUUGAGGAAUAUGAGACAUAUACGAAAACGUUCAUAUUUAAUGUUUAGAGGAAACAUUCAUAAUUUGAUCAUGCUAAUAUAAUUUAACUCGGGAUAAGUUUUGGCGGCUGGACCAUAUUUUGGCAAGAGACAGAAGAUCCACUCCAGCUUUAAGUAACUCAUACAUAUUAAAACAAAUGGAGCAAAGCGGACAAGCAACCGACAUGAACACAAGUAUUCAUGCAGAUCCUCAACAUGGGGAAUACCCUCAUGCAGUUAUCGCGGCUGAUGCACCCCAUGUAAUUCCACCACAAACAAAGGAAAAAUGUGCAACUGAAACUAAAUAUUGCGAUUUGUGUGCAUUGGAUAACAUUAAAGAAGACGCCGUCGGAUUUUGUACUAAUUGCACUGAUUUUCUGUGCAAAAGCUGCCUUGUGAAUCAUAAAAGGAUAAAGGUAACACGCUCGCAUACCGUAUUGCAAGGGGAAGACAUUCCUGCGGAUAUUGAACCAUUUCGUGCAUUUCGAGCUCUUGUCAAAUGUGAAUUUCAUCCUGAAUACGACUUAACGUAUAUGUGUACUGAACAUUCCAUACACGUAUGUGCCAUGUGUCUGACUGAUAAACAUCGAAUGUGUAAACAGGGUCUACUGAACGUCUCAUUUAAUGAGAAAGAAGAUGACUUUGUAAAUAAAAGUUUACUGGAUGUAGAAGCGCGCACUGAACAAAUAACUUUGCAGCAAGAAAAAUACAUCAAACACAUUCCAGAAGACCAGAAUAAAGCAAUUGCAGAAGCUCAAUAUAUAUCUCAACAACUAAUAGAGAAGAUUGUAACACUUACUACAAAAGUAAUUGAUGAGAUCACAGAUCUUGGUAAUAAAGAAAUUAACAUCACUAAAACGAAUAUAAAUAAUGCAUAUUUGUUGUACCCGGAAAUUCGACAAUUGAAAACAAUAAUGGAAACAGCCCAAAAAUAUGGCAGUGCUGAGGAAUGUAUUGUAGCUUCACGGCGUUUUGAUGCACGUUUCAAAGAUAUUAUAACACAACUGAGUUCAUUGGAAAGUUUCGACCAGAAACGCUUCUCAAUUUCCAAACUUCAGGAAAUUGAUAAGUUGAAUCGUAUCUGUCAUGUGAGCUUUGCAAGUGGUUUAAAAAAUGAACUUGUCAUUGGAAAUGCUAGCGAUGAACUAAUAGUUGAUAUUGAACGCAAUGCAUUUAUGGAACAUAGUGACAGCAACAAAGUACGAAAACUGGUAACUCAGAAUGAGACAUUGAUUUUCAAAUGCAAUAAAGACGUUCAGACAUUAGAAGUUGCGUGUGCAUGUGCACCAAGAGUUCAUGAAGACAUACUACGUUUAAAACACAAUUCCACACCGUUUCCGGAUGAAGGCAAUCGAAGUAAGAAGCCGUUUAUGGAAAGAUCUGUUCAAAACCCUGUUUCAAAAUAUUACGUAAAAUCCCCCAACGACGUAUUUCAUUGUUGCAUAACUGCUAUCCAAAUUGUUGCCGAUGGGAAAGUGUUGCUUGCAGACAGAUGGAACAGAAAGGUUAAACUUUUGUCCCCAGAAUUUGUAAUUCUUGACGAGUGUGUACUUACUGGAGACCCAAUAGAUUUGUGCGUAGUUGAGGAUUAUAUUUUGGUCUGUUGCUCUCAUGAGAAAAAGGUCUUCAGUUUGUGUAUUGAUUGCUAUGGUAAAUUGGGCCUGACGGGUUGUUUCUCAACAAAGUUUUGGCCUGUGAGUAUAUCGCAUUUUGACGAUAGAGUAAUUAUUUUGUUCAUAAAAGAGGCGGAAUGUUUUGAUUUGAUUGGCAACGAGAAUAUUCAAAUUGAAAUCAGAAACGGCAGCAAAAUUGACGCCACAUUAGAUUACGAAGAGGGUGACCAUUAUUAUAUAGAUAAUGCUAGAAGGAUCUUGACUCUAGAGAAUGGCUCAGUUGUAUUCGCAGAAAAUGAUCGUGUUUCAUGCUACGUUAUUGAUGAAUAUAACAAUGUGAUUGGUGAAAGAAUAUGGUAUUAUAAAAAUUAUGGAACUAAUCCCUUGUUUAAUGCCCGAGGAAUUGCACAUGAUAGUGAAGAUAAUGUCUAUAUUUGUGGCUAUGAGUCCAAUAACAUUCAUCAAGUGUCUUCACAAACAUACCGCCACAACAGGGUACUAAUGUCUAAUAUAAAUAGGCCGUAUUCUGUAUGUGUGGAUUCAAAACGAGGUCUAGUGAUUGUAGGCUGCAAUCAAGAUGACCGUAUUUAUGUGAUUGACUUCCUAUGAAGUCUUUUAAUGAAACGAUAUGGACACACAUAGAAAUACUGAAUCAACAAAUAUAACUUUAAUGUCAAAAUGUGUUUAUAUAGUAUUAUGCUGCUGGGAUUUGUAAUUUUAUGCAUUAUGAUAAAAUAAGGACAUGUACCGGUAUUUAUCAUUGUUUGUCGUUUCACAUAUCACUCACAUCAAUACCCGUUCACAUCAAUUCACGUAUUUUGUCUCUUCUGAUAAUCUUGUAUUGUAUAUUGGUUUUGCUUGAUAAAAUAUGAACGCAUAAGUUUAUCAACAAAAGGAACUACAUUUUAAACUUUUUCUUUUAAUCUAGGUUACGGGGUAUCUGCUUUGUUCAUUAUUUAAUUGAUCACUUUGUGACAAUCCUUAAUCACCACCGGUAUGCAUCCUGUGUGUCAUUGACAUAUGUUGCAUUGGUCCACGGGUUCAUAAAAUGGUGUUAAAUGAUUUCUUUUUUUUUUCACUGUGCAUAUAAAUGUGUACAUGUUCUAAUUAAUGUUGAGGUCAAGCGUCAUGUUCCGUUUCGACAUAUAUCAUUUAUUUGAGAAUGCUAUAAGAUGUCUUCAGGGUCAAACCAUAUGAUAUUGACACAUUGUUUUUCCCUUAAUUAUCGAGAUUCAAUUUCCAGGCCUUACUAAAAAUACCCCAAAUCAACGUAUUUCAUUUUUAAUUGCAAAGAAACCAAAUUGAAAUUGAAUGCAUAAUAGUUUCUUUUAAUGAGCCUUUAUCUUCGUACAUUUUGUAUUUUGUUCGAUUGACAUCAACUGUCAAAUAAACUUUGUGUUGUUUUUCUGUUUUCUGCAAAUAACAUUUUUAACUGUUCAUAUAUAAGAGAGAUUUAAAGUGUUUCAAAAAAGUACAAUAUAUCGCAACUUUUGCUGUCUAAUCUCCAAUAUAUUCCAUAUAUUUUCCGUCAAUGUUAUUUGAUAAACAACCUUUGGUGAAUUUCGUGUGUAAGCCUUUUCGAACGUUUUUUAAUCCAUGUCAAUAGGAAAUAACUAUGUUUAACGUGUUCCUAAACAACUUUUAAAUAAUAACACAAGUUGUUGUAGCUUAUCUAUGUUUAUCACCAUCCGCCUGAUUAAUGCUACGUAUCCGUAAACAGCGCACUCUUGUAUUUGCUUCAUUUAAUUGGAUUUUGGGUUAAUAUAUGCUUUUGUGUUCCUUGUAAAUGAUUGUUCACGUAUGUGUUUAUAAUCGGAUAUUACAGAAAAGGGGCAUAUCGAUGGUAAUUCCAAGCAUAUAAAGACAUUUUUGUUCAGUCCAAAUUCCUCUUUUCCGGUAUAUAUUUGUUUACUUACACUCUUAUACUCAUGAAAUCAUUAAGGGAAUGCUUGAAUAUCAUGCCAUAAAUAAGAUUCUCGAGUGAAGCCUCAUGUGUGAUUCUAACUCGCGCCUACAAAUAUCGGCUUGUUCGUGAACGUUUUACUACUUAGUAUAGUCCAUUUAUCGGUAUUUCGAUGCCUCGCGUACACUUGAGACGCUACCUGGGAAAACAUGACUUAAUGCAUGUGCUUAAAGUGUCGUACCACGGACUGCAGAGGCUUAUAAGGGACGAAAAUUUUCACCUAGACUGGAUGUGCGUUAAGAAGAGACUUCCCUUAAACGAAAAAAAAAAAUACAUAAACGCGGACGGUCUAUACUUAUUACAGAUAAUCUCCUUUGAAAAAUAUCAUAUCCUAUGUUCCGUCGAUAUGCCCCUAUAGAUAAAUAACAUUUAAUUGGCCUCCUGAUUAUCCGGCUUCAGAGUGUGUGUUUUCAAUAAACAUGUGAAUUAUUGUGA